UCAGCUUUGGAUAGAUCACAGUCCAAGAGAGAUGGAGGUUUUAAAAAUAAUUGGAGCUUUGAUCAUGCAGAAGAAAGUGAAGGAGAUGCAGAGAAAGACGAGGCAAAUCUGCUCAGCAUAGAUGACAGUGAUGGGCCUUUCAGUCCCAAUGAAGAAAGAAAGUCGCUUCGUUGUCGACCUGGCGCUAUCGGCACCAGUGGUGAUACCAUAAAAACAUACGCAAGACGAGGCAAAGCUGGAAGCUUGAGACUUUUUAAAGGGAACUCAAUUGGCCUCAACAUGAUGGGAAAUAGCAAGAAACUGAGUGAAAACGCUCAGAAUAUGUCUUGUCCUGUAACUGUGGUACAUGGUAGACGUUUUCACCAUGCGCAUGGACAGACAACCGUAGUAAAAACAGCAGCCCAAAGCAAUCUGGACCGAAAGGAAAGAAAAGAAUACCCACCUCAGCUUCAGAAAGUAGAAGCAGACCACAUUAGGUUACCGCGGUCUCAAGGAGUGGACAGUAUAAUGGAAAACACAGAAGAGUCAGAAUCAGAAUCAGAAUCUGAAAUUAAGAGAAAGGUGCAACAGAAACGUCACUGCAAUUCGUAUCAAUCUGACUUGGCUCUGUCUUCUACAAAAAAAUGCUUACCUCAGCUAAAGCUUUUGGAACAAAUUGAUUAUUCUACUGAUUGCCCAAAUUGUGGGCGGGCAAAUGAAAAUCAGACCAAAUGCCGACAUUGUGAAAGUGCUUCUCUAAAGGAUAUGCAGAGAGUCUCCAGACAAACUGUGACAUUAAAUGAAUCUAUGGGACCUUUAUCACGUUCUUCAAUACAUCAGAAUUCAACAGGGCAAAAAUCUUCAGGUACAGGGUUCAAUACAAAGAAGUUUUACAGUUCUGCUGUUGGGAAAGGCCCAACGGAUAUUCUACUGAGUAAUGAAGUUGUAGGACAUUCUAUGUUACGACAGAAUGGAAAAGUUGGUCUUAUAACUGGGACAAAAAAUCCUAAAAUUACAGGAAGCUUAAGACAGAGGAGUACAAGACCAUCUGAACUAAAUGAUCCAAUUGUUUUGUCUAGUGAUGAUGAUGAUGAGGAGGAUAGUGGCAGCACUAGGAGAAUGGAAAGCAUUUCACCUCGUCCUGCAGAUUCAGCCCGCUCCUCCCCAGCUCCUUCUACAGGAAAGGUGGAAGCAGCAUUAAAGGAAAACAGUUGUGGAAUAGAACAGAGAAUAGGUAGUAUAACAACAGACACAGAAAUUGCAGUCACACUACCAAGAAAAGCAAGAAUGAAAGAUCAGUUUGGGAACAUUGUGUCUAACACUCCAAUAAAACGUCGUAAAGUUAUUUCUCAAGAGAUUGUAACUGAAGCUGUACCUCUAAAUUAUCAAAAUUCCUGUGAAAGUGUUAUUCUGAACUGUCGAAGUAUACGAAUAGGAACACUGCGAAGAAUGGUAGUGGAACCUGUGAUUUUUUGCCUGGAUUAUAUCAAAAUACGCCUAGAAAGUCAAGAAGAAUCAGAAAGCGAUAUCCGAGAGAUUAACUUGAAAACUUCAGAACUUACCAAAUGUGAAUGGUGUAGUGUCCGAAAAUUACCAGUAGUUUUCCUACAAACAGUCCCAUCAACCUGUAGUAGCCUGAGAGAGCAACUGAAAAUGAGUAAAGAUAAUGUCUGGUACGAAUGUAAAGGAGACAGUCAAGAAGAACAGUACAUUAUUCUGAUUUUUGAAACUGGUCUUGAUCCUCAUGCAAACUCAAUAUUUGAAAAAAUAAUUACUGACAUUGGUAUUAGAAAUAAUAUUUCUGACUUCUUUGUGAAAAUUUCCUUUGAAGAAGCCAAUGGCAGGCUUGUUGCAUUUACUAAGUGCUUGGAAGACAAUUCCAAAGGAAGUCCAUCCCACAGAGAAAACAAAAUAAAAAAUGUUGCUUCUGAGUCCAAAAUGCAGCAGCGAAAUAAACAGUUACCAUAUUUUGAUGAUGAUGAAGAAAUUGGAGAACCACAUACAGUAUUUAUUGGUCCUAUAGAAAAGUUGAUAGUUUAUCCACCUCCUCCAGCUAAAGGUGGUAUUUCUGUGACCAAUGAAGACCUCCAUUGUCUAAAUGAAGGAGAAUUUUUGAAUGAUGUUAUUAUUGAUUUUUAUUUAAAGUAUUUGGUACUUGAAAAACUGAAAAAAGAAGAUGCUGAUAGAAUACAUGUGUUCAGUUCAUUCUUCUAUAAACGCCUUAAUCAAAGAGAAAGAAGAAAUAUUCAUGAAACUUCAAACCUUUCAAUACAACAAAAACGACAUGGGCGAGUAAAAACAUGGACACGGCAUGUUGACAUUUUUGAGAAAGAUUUCAUUUUUGUUCCCCUUAAUGAAGCUGCCCACUGGUUUUUGGCUGUCAUCUGUUUUCCUGGUUUAGAAAAACCAAAUAUGAACCAAAUCCCCACUAUCAUGAAAAUGCUACAACACAGAUAAAAUCCUCCUCUUCAGAUGGAGAGAGCAACACACCAUCUCCUUUGCCAAAUGAGUUAGAUGCACAAAACUCGCCUUCCAAGUCUGCUGCAAAGAAGACAUUGACCAAAAAGUAUAAUACAGCUUUAAUUGACCCAAACACUGAAACAGAGGACAGUGAGUCUUCAUGUUGUAGAAGAAGUCCUUGUAGAGGAAAAAGUGCUUUCAGAAAACUAAAUCAAAUAGACAGUGAUGUGGAGGAACCUAACACUGUGGAAUCAGCAUGCCAUAAACUAGACCAUAGGACUCCGGAUGAAAAUGGUAUACAGGGUGAAUUCACAACUGCUAGCCAAUCUAUGGGUAUGUAAUUGUAAAAAUGUGCACUCUUUAAUGAAAAAUUUGGAGAUUUCACAUCUGUUACUACUUUUGCAAUUGUGUAAACUUCAUACUUUGAAAGUUUAGUAUGUGGCUAAAGUUUUAGUGCUUGCAAUGUAAAUAAUUUAUAGCCA
This is a messenger RNA of Cariama cristata (Red-legged seriema), 2921 nucleotides long. RefSeq names its product sentrin-specific protease 6-like. Gene Ontology annotation, molecular function: SUMO-specific endopeptidase activity. The record is from RefSeq and is a predicted model, not a curated record. Gene Ontology annotation, cellular component: nucleus; cytoplasm. Gene Ontology annotation, biological process: regulation of kinetochore assembly; regulation of spindle assembly; protein desumoylation. Lineage: Eukaryota; Metazoa; Chordata; Aves; Cariamiformes; Cariamidae.